This is a messenger RNA of Staurois parvus, 597 nucleotides long. The record is from the annotation of a GenBank genome assembly. NCBI's taxonomy places the organism in Eukaryota, Metazoa, Chordata, Amphibia, Anura, Ranidae.
CUGUCCGCAGUCUCUGGUCAUCCCUGUGCUGUCCGCAGUCUCUGGUCAUCUCCUGUACUGUCCGCAGUCUCUGGUCAUCCCUGUACUGUCCGCAGUCUCUGGUCAUCCCCUGUACUGUCCGCAGUCUCUGGUCAUCCCCUGUACUGUGUCCGCAGUCUCUGUCUCUGGUCAUCCCCUGUACUGUCCGCAGUCUCUGGUCAUCCCCUGUACUGUGUCCGCAGUCUCUGGUCAUCUCCUGUACUGUGUCCGCAGUCUCUGGUCAUCUCCUGUACUGUGUCCACAGUCUCUGGUCAUCUCCUGUACUGUGUCCGCAGUCUCUGGUCAUCUCCUGUACUGUGUCCGCAGUCUGUGGUCAUCUCCUGUACUGUGUCUGCAGUCUCUGGUCAUCUCCUGUACUGUGUCCGCAGUCUCUGGUCAUCCCUGUACUGUGUCCGCAGUCUCUGGUCAUCCCUGUACUGUGUCCGCAGUCUCUGGUCAUCCCUGUACUGUGUCUGCAGUCUCUGGUCAUCCCUGUACUGUGUCCGCAGUCUCUGGUCAUCCCUGUGCUGUCCGCAGUCUCUGGUCAUCCCUGUACUGUCCGCAGUCUCUGGUCAUCCC